GGAGGUUUGGGAGUUGGCUUUUGGAAGGUCUAUUCUUGGCCUUGGCUACCACACAAAACUUAAAUUGAAUCAAGUUUUCCACUAGUUUUUCUCUUGUGGGCCUAAGAGAGCUUUCUCUGACUAUCAUUACAACUGUGACUUUUAUGUCUAUGUUGGGUUGGUUGGUUAUCUCACCCUCGUAAUGCACCCUAGUAUAUCUAAAUCCAUCCAGACUUUAUAACUUGAGUCAGUGUUUCAUGUCUGUAAACUCCUAAAAAUAUCCAAGGAGAUUCUGCUGAUGAGGACAUCAAAGUCAAGCAAUAUCAACGCAAUUGAAGCACAGCUACUAACACACGAGAAAUCUACAAUAAGCGGUAACAAUCCUACACGCACAUCCAGCAGUUUCUUGGACAAAGGCAAAAAAAUUCAACUUCCAACAUUGCCUGCCUCUCACUUCAGUGCGUAUUAGAUGACAAAUACAUAGAAAUAUACAUCUCUUCUUGAAACAAAUGGCAGAACACGGUUCAUUGGACUAGUGCCGAUGGAUCCACCAUAUUAUCCAGCUGUUUUGAUGAAGGCUGGUCUUCUAAAAGCAAACCAUUAGUUGUCGUGUCAUCAAGCUGCGAAAUCAA
Messenger RNA from Yamadazyma tenuis ATCC 10573, 611 nucleotides. The record is from RefSeq and is a predicted model, not a curated record. Lineage: Eukaryota; Fungi; Ascomycota; Pichiomycetes; Serinales; Debaryomycetaceae.